Messenger RNA from Cyanidioschyzon merolae strain 10D, 1419 nucleotides. RefSeq lists its product as hypothetical. The transcript has a single exon. Lineage: Eukaryota; Rhodophyta; Bangiophyceae; Cyanidiales; Cyanidiaceae. The coding region runs from base 1 to 1419 and encodes 472 amino acids. The record is from RefSeq and is a predicted model, not a curated record.
AUGUUCAGCGUUCAGGGGGACGGAAGCUCCACGCAGCGGCAGCUGCGUAUCAACAGCGACGCCUGCAGGGUUCGUAGCUCUGCAACUACACGCUGGAAACGGGCAGUGCGAGAGGCACAGCGCCACCUGACAAACAAGAGACGUGGUGCCUGCCUCCACAAACUGCAGCGGCGAGUUUCCGACACACCCGCAGUGCCCCUGGUGCAGAAACGAGCUAUUGGCGUCUAUGCUCGGGCAGCGCCUGAAAACAUAGACGAUGUCAGCGGUGGAGAGCCGGAUGGGUUCGCAGAGGUCGCAGCCCGACUGGAACCUCGUCAGCUGCAUUUCAAGCAAGGCUCCCCAGGUACUGUGGUUGAUGCUUUGCCGCGAUCGCUUACGCGUUUAGAGCACAGCCUCAUCCUGCGUGAACUGGUCCCAAGUCAAAUUUCGUUAGAUGCACUCCUCGAAAAGCUGUGUGAAGGAACGUUGCCCGUUAUAGAACGCUUUGCUGGGACCCGCAAAAUGCGCAUCCUCGUAUGUGCUGGCCCGUGGCUCACUGGACUCUACGGUAUUGAGUUGGCAUCUGCACUCGCUCGCGCUGGCCAUGCGGUGUGUUUGAUAGCAGACUUUGAUCCGAGUGCUCCGUGGUUUAGCGUCUCGCUCUCCAAAGAGGAUGAGCAAUGGUUCUCCGCCCAGCGAGAAUUGUGGCAGGUUCCAGCGAGACGGGAAACCGGGCUGGCGAACGCCCGCGGUGUCGGUGUUGACACGCUGGGCUUUGUACCGCGCACACUCGACUUCUACUUCGACCUGGUUAUCGAUGCGCUCGUUGGCGCUGAUAUGGAUUUGUACGGAUCUGAAAAACUGGGCGAUGCCGGUGCUACGACCCCCGACGCAACUUGGAGUGAUCCCAUCGGGGGUCUAGAAGCCGCAGCGGCAGCGUUCCAGCCGCUCAUUCAGACGCUAUCGGAGUCGCAACUGCCGCUGAUCAGUGUCGAUGUACCGUCUGGUUGGGAUGUGCUUCGGGGACCGCGAAUUCCCGAUAUCCAGCGCGAUCGCUUUCUCAAACCUGAGAUUCUGCUGUGUUUGGGGACUCCAAAAACAGUCGUUCGGUAUUUCGGAGGAAACUAUGUUUAUCUGGUUGGCGACUUUGUCCCGAGGAGGCUCGAAGAGCGGCUGCGGUUGCGGUUCCCGUCAAAGUUGCGCGCUGAAGGUUACUGUUUGGUUUCUGUGAACCCCUACCUGGAGCUCAUGCGGCGUCAGCGCGAAAAUGCCGGUUUGCCGGACAAGUAUCCGGAAUUUAUUCUCAGUUGGGGCAAGGCGAAUACCGGUGAAUUGUAUGGUCACCCGGGCGAGUAUUUGGCCACCGUAUUCGCCGAACGCGUUCAGCGGCAAUGGGUAGAUGUCGACGCGAGCCCGGACCUCUGGGACGAGAUCGACUAA